GAGGCCUUGCAGCGUCCUUAGGGUUAUUUCAGGGUCGGAAGUAAGGCUGAAGGUGGACAGUAGGAAAGGGUUCCUCACCAGAGGGUGUCGGGCCCUGAGACGGGCUUUGCAGGGCACUGGAUCCAAGGUGCUGGAGUGCAGGAAGCGUUUGGAGAACUCUCUCAGACGUGAGCUUUGACUUGAGGCCGCUGCUGCGUGGAGCCAGGAGUUGGGCUCGGUGAUCCCUCUCCCAUCUGGAGAUACUCUGUGGUUCUGUGACUGUGCCCGCUUUGCCCGUCUGCAAUUCUCUUCCCUCACUACUUACAGGGAGCACUGCUGGGACUGCAGAGGAGUGUAUGUGUGCUUUUGAGGAUGUCUGAGCAUGGAUUUCAGCGUUGAUGGUUGUUUUGGGUUAGACAGGUGAAAAAUAGGGAGAGAACCAGGAAUCCACGUUCAUAAAUUCACAGAAUUAUAUGACUGUUUGAGUUGGAAGGGAAAGGAUUAUCCAGAUCUAACCCCUGCCAUAAGCUGAUUGCCAAAUUCCAGCUCAGGCUGCACAGGGCCCCCAUCCAACCUGGCCUUGAGCACCUCUAGAGAUGGGGCAUCCACAGCUUCCCUGGGCAGCUGUGCCAGGGCCUCAACAUCCUUAGAGUGAAAGAUCUUUUUCCUAAUAUGUAAUCUAAAUCAACCCUUUUUUAAGUUUAAAACUAUUACCACUUGGCCUUGAUGUUAGAGCAAGGGAAGGGUGGUGUUAGAGCAAGGUUUAGGGUGGUGUUUUGGGAUUCGGAUGGUCUGCGUGAUCUGCAACGAAAACAUUGAUUGAUUAAGAGUGGCAGACUACAUUUACUUCACUUUGCUUCUAUUGUCAGUUUGAGAACAAUAUGUUUGAAGAUGUAGCUUCUCAUCACAUUGUGACAGCACAGAUCAUAGGCAGUGAGAACGUGCUUGUAAGGGCUUGGAUGGCACAGUUACCAGCUGCUGUGUGCCUGAAGGGUCUCGUUAAGCACCUUUUAUUUAGUUUGAAAAAGCUUGUUUUGUCCGAUAUGUUUAAACAGCCUGGGCCUCAUUGUUCACAUCUGAAGGAAGCUUUCUGUUAACUCACUGGUGCCAUGAUCUUAUGUGGCAAAGAGAAUGUUGAUUUUAAAGGCCUGCUGAACACACUGUACUUUCAGGCUUACAUGUUGCAAAGUCACUUGGUGUUGCUGAUUUUCAGAGGUGCUCCCAACUGUGAAUGUGGCACCGUAGCCAUGUCUGUGAAGAGAUGUAGCUGAAUUCACCAAGUCAAGGAAAUAAGAAAUACUUCAAACGCAGUGAGUUAGCUAAAAAAGAAGAGGAGGCCUACUUCCAGAGAUGUGGCUACAAGGUGCAGCAGCAAGAAGAGGAGGAGAAGCCUCUGACUUCAACAAAUCCAGUGCUGGAACUUGAACUGGCAGAAGAAAAAUUACCAAUGACUCUUUCCAGACAAGAGGUUAUCAGGAGGUUACGGGAGAGAGGCGAGCCGGUCAGACUGUUUGGAGAAACAGAUUAUGAUGCAUUUCAACGUCUGAGGAAGAUAGAAAUUUUGGCACCUGAAGUGAACAAGGGCCUGAGGAAUGACCUGAAAGCUGCCUUGGAUAAGAUUGAUCAGCAGUACUUGAAUGAAAUUGUAGGUGGCCAAGAAGCAGGAGAUGAUGACUCACAGAACGACUUGAAAGUCCAUGAGGAGAAUACUACUAUUGAAGAACUGGAGGCUUUGGGAGAGUCCUUAGGACGGGGUGAUGACCACUAUGAUAUGGAUAUUAUCACAAAAUUCUUGAAGUUUCUUCUUGGAGUUUGGGCGAAGGAGCUGAAUGCCAGAGAGGACUACGUGAAGCGGGGAGUGCAGGGAAAGCUGAACAGUGCCACUCAGAAGCAGACAGAGUCCUACCUGAGGCCACUCUUCAGAAAGCUUCGGAAAAGGACACUUCCUGCAGACAUCAAAGAAUCAAUAACAGAUAUUAUAAAAUUCAUGUUGCAGAGAGAAUAUGUGAAGGCAAACGAUGCCUACCUCCAGAUGGCCAUUGGGAACGCGCCGUGGCCCAUCGGUGUCACCAUGGUGGGCAUCCACGCUCGAACGGGUCGUGAGAAGAUUUUCUCCAAGCACGUCGCCCACGUUCUCAAUGAUGAAACUCAAAGGAAAUACAUUCAGGGGCUGAAGAGGCUGAUGACCAUUUGCCAGAAGCACUUCCCAACAGACCCAUCGAAAUGCGUGGAGUACAACGCUUUGUGAGGCUCUGGGUGACCAAGCAUGCCUCACACUGUCAUCUCCUGGACUCGGAGAGCACUGAGGAGAUGGAGCAGUUUGUGCUUUACACCGACAGAAACUGAGGGUGGGCUUUGCAAGAAAGCAUAAAGCAGAUUUCUCUCUGGCUUCCUUUGAACAAGCCCCACUUGGGUAGAUUUCUUUUUCAGUCUUUACGCUGACCAGAUUCCAGCUUUGUAAGGGUGGGGUGGCCACGACCAGGGGACGCUGAUUGUGACCCUCACUUCUACUUCAGUUUGCUGUUCCCAAUGUUGUGCAGGCCGACCUCAACCAAUCUGUUCUGCCUCGGAGCUGUAGGUGAGACUCAGAGGCCGUGUGGAGUUUGUUGGCUGCUUUCCCACUGGAGGCUGAUGUGGGAAGAUGGGGAAGCAGUCAAACUUCAGUCUUGUUAUUUCUGUAAAUAGGAAGAUUUUAAUGGCAAAUCUUUCAUGUGGUAUUUGUGGGGAAAGAAGAAGUUUAUAUAUUUCUCAGCUGAAAAAUACACCCAGUUUCAGUGGAAAGAG
Messenger RNA from Lagopus muta (rock ptarmigan), 2763 nucleotides. It is a transcript of the gene PRPF18, whose product is annotated as pre-mRNA processing factor 18. The record is from RefSeq and is a predicted model, not a curated record. The transcript has 10 exons. NCBI's taxonomy places the organism in Eukaryota, Metazoa, Chordata, Aves, Galliformes, Phasianidae. Gene Ontology annotation, cellular component: U5 snRNP; U2-type post-spliceosomal complex; U4/U6 x U5 tri-snRNP complex. The coding region runs from base 1427 to 2227 and encodes 266 amino acids. Gene Ontology annotation, biological process: RNA splicing; generation of catalytic spliceosome for second transesterification step.